AUCAUCAAGGAAAGCCAAGCCAGCAACGCAAUGGGAGAGUGAGCGUGAAACAGUAACCAUGAAAGGAAGGCUUUCGUUCUCUGGCUGAUUCGGCUACCUUUUCUACACAGCCCAAGCCUGCCUUCUCAGGGACAAGCACUCCCCAUAGUGGACAUAUGCCCAUAAUUAGCAACCAAGAAAAUGCCUCCCAGACACGCCCACGAGUCAAUCUGAUGGAGACAAUUCUUCAUUUGAGAUUUCCUGCCCCCAGGAGUUAGAAAUGGAGUCAAGAUACCUUCAACAGUGCCUGGGGACCUGCCUAACUCAAGGUCUUGCGGAAGUUGCAAGAGUUCGCCCACUGGAUCCCAUUGAAUAUUUAGCCUUGUGGAUUUAUAAGUACAAGGAAAACGAGAGCAUGGAGCAAUUGAGACAGAAAGAACUGAUUGCGUUGGAGCACGAGAGAGAAUUAGCUAUGAUGGAGCAGGAAAUGAUGGAUCGACUCAAAGCAGAGGAACUCUUGUUUCAGCAGCAGCUGGCAUUCCAGUUGGAGUUGGAAAUGCAAGAAAAAGAGAAACAGAAGACAGAAGAUUUCAAGACAGAGCAAGAAAAAUCCACUAAGGACACGAUGAGCACAGAGAGCAUAUCUAAGGGUGAGGAGGCCAUGCCGUCAGAGGAAUCGAUGAUGGACUCGGGCAAAACCCUAGCAGAAAUCAGCGACCGGUAUGGGGCGCCUAACUUGAGCCGAGUGGAAGAACUGGAUGAACCAAUGUUAUCCGAUAUUGCCUUAAACAUUGAUCAAGAUCUGUAGGACCAACCAACUGAAAAGAAAUAUUUUCUACCUGCUUCAAACUUCAAAUCACAAGGACCCUAAGCAUGUAUUUUUCUCCUUCCAAACUUGAACUCUAACCCCCCAUACCCAUUAAUUUUAUAAACAGGCUUCAAGUGUAUCCUUAAAAUAAAGUUUAGAUAUCUCAAUACAAA
Molecule: messenger RNA, 960 nt
Organism: Rattus norvegicus (Norway rat)
Lineage: Eukaryota; Metazoa; Chordata; Mammalia; Rodentia; Muridae
Source: RefSeq, a predicted model, not a curated record